Molecule: messenger RNA, 402 nt
Organism: Rotaria sordida
Lineage: Eukaryota; Metazoa; Rotifera; Eurotatoria; Philodinida; Philodinidae
Source: the annotation of a GenBank genome assembly
AGUGGUUUUGCUGGUGUUUAUAAUGAAUGGAUUUUAAAAAAACAUUAUUCUGAAUCUCUUCAUCUUCAAAAUGUCUUUCUUUAUUCAUAUGGAACUAUUCUUAAUUUAUUUCCAGCUAUUUUUUCAUCAAUGAUUAAAUCUCAAACUCUUCAUUUCUUUAGUCUUUUUCAUGGUUUUUCAUUUUAUACAUGGCUAAUUGUAAUAACACAAGCAUUAAAUGGUUUAUUUAUGUCUGUUGUAAUAAAACAUUCAUCAAAUAUUAUUCGUUUAUUUGUUAUUUCAUUUUCUUUAAUUGUAACAUCACUUCUUUCAUUAUUUAUUUUUCAUAUUAGUUUUAAUAUUUAUUUCUUUAUUUCAUUUAUAACAAUGACUUGUGCUCUUUCACUUUAUUAUUCAAAUUAA